Messenger RNA from Neltuma alba, 1386 nucleotides. RefSeq names its product transcription elongation factor TFIIS-like. Gene Ontology annotation, molecular function: nucleic acid binding; zinc ion binding. The record is from RefSeq and is a predicted model, not a curated record. The transcript is spliced from 4 exons. Lineage: Eukaryota; Viridiplantae; Streptophyta; Magnoliopsida; Fabales; Fabaceae. Bases 1 to 1386 code for a protein of 461 amino acids. Gene Ontology annotation, biological process: DNA-templated transcription. Gene Ontology annotation, cellular component: nucleus.
AUGGAGAAAGAAUUGAUUCAACUGUUUGGAGCAGUGAAGAAGGCGGCAGACGCAGCGGCGGCUUCAACCGCCUGCGAGGUCGAAGAAAGCCAAUGCCUUGAUGCGUUCAAGAUGCCCAAGAAAUUUCCUGUCAAUUAUGAAAUUCUAGUAGCAACUCAGGUAGGUAAACAUCUAAGAGUUCUAACAAAGCAUCCCAGAAAGAAGAUCCAGACCUUCGCUAUGGACAUAGUAGAGAUAUGGAAAGCCAUAAUCAUCAAGGGAAUAAGCCCAAAAAAGAAAGUAAACCUUGAGAAAACUCAUUGGAAUGGGACAUCAAACUCCGGAAAAGGAAAUACCAAGGAUUCUACGAUGGAGAAAGAAUUGAUCCAACUAUAUGAAGCAGUGACGAAGGCGGCAAACGCGGCAGCGACCUCAGCCACCGGCGAAGUCGAAGAAAAUCGAUGCCUUGAUGUGUUGAAGCUGCUCAAGAAAUUUCCCGUCAAUUAUCAAAUUCUGACGUCAACCCAAGUUCUAAAGCCUGAGAAAACUGAUGGGAAUGGAACACCAAGCUCCGAACAAGCAGAUUCUAACGGCACUGUUUCUGCAGAAAAUGUUGAAGUUGAGAAGGUUGGGAAGACUCGUGUGAAAAGGCUUAAACUUAAGAAGACUGUCGUGGACAUUGCCAAGGCUGAGAAAACUGAUAGGAAUAUUGAGCCAUCAACCUCCGAAAAUGUAAAGGAAAAAGAUUGCAAUGUGGUUACAAGCGAGAAAACUGUUUCUGUCGCAAACAUAGCCAAGAAUGAGGAGAAGCAAGUUUCUGGAAUCCUAAAGAAGGGAUCCUCAUCAAGCCCUGAUUCUCCUUUAAAGCAGGAAAAUAUGAUUAAAACUAACGAUGAAAAGCGAGACAAAAUGAGGGAAAUUCUUCAUGAGGCAUUCUCUAGGGUUUCAGGGGAGGCUGAUGAAGCAAUCAAGGAUCAAGUUAAAACUUGUGACCCUAUUAGAGUUUCUGUUGCAGUGGAGUCUAUGCUAUUUCGGAACUGGGGCCAUCUUAAUGGAGCUCGGAAGAUCAAGUACAGGUCCUUGAUGUUUAACGUCAAGGAUCCGAAAAACCCAGAUUUCCGAAGAAGAGUUCUGGUCGGAGAAUACUCGCCGGAGCGGCUCGCAUCAAUGAAAACAGCAGAAAUGGCUAGUGACAAGAGGAAGAAGGAGAACGAGACGAUCAAAAGGAAAGCUUUGUUUGAGUGUGAGCGUGGACAGAAACCAAAAGCCACAACUGAUCAGUUCAAGUGUGGGAAAUGUGGGAAGAGAGAGAGCAUCUUUCACCAGAUGCAGACUCGGAGUGCUGAUGAACCUAUGACUACAUAUGUUACCUGCGUUUCAUGCAAUCACCAUUGGAAGUUCUGUUAG